AGGCUGGGAAGGCUAUUGUGACUGGUGAUUAGCUCUUUUACUACUGAGUUUCUCACUGGAAUCAUGGAGGAGAAACAGCAGAUUAUAUUGGCUAAUCAGGAUGGUGGGACAGUGGCAGGAGCAGCACCUACCUUCUUUGUCAUCCUAAAGCAGCCAGGAAAUGGCAAAACUGAUCAGGGAAUUUUGGUUACUAAUCGGGAUGCCUGUGCUUUGGCUGGCAGUGUGUCAUCACCAGAAAAAUCUAAAGGAAAAAUUUGCCUUCCAGCUGAUUGUACUGUGGGAGGAAUCACAGUUACUCUGGAUAACAAUAGUAUGUGGAACGAGUUCUAUCAUCGAAGCACAGAGAUGAUUCUGACCAAGCAGGGAAGGCGCAUGUUUCCUUACUGUCGUUAUUGGAUAACAGGUUUAGAUUCAAAUUUGAAGUACAUCCUUGUUAUGGAUAUAUCUCCUGUGGACAACCAUCGUUACAAAUGGAAUGGUCGUUGGUGGGAACCCAGUGGGAAGGCUGAGCCCCAUGUUUUGGGGAGGGUUUUUAUUCAUCCAGAAUCUCCUUCCACAGGUCAUUAUUGGAUGCAUCAACCGGUAUCUUUCUAUAAACUCAAACUUACCAACAAUACACUGGACCAAGAAGGGCACAUCAUCUUGCACUCUAUGCAUCGCUACCUGCCAAGACUUCAUUUGGUACCUGCAGAAAAGGCUACUGAAGUGAUACAAUUGAAUGGUCCCGGUGUCCACACUUUUACCUUUCCACAAACUGAAUUCUUUGCAGUGACAGCUUACCAGAAUAUUCAGAUUACCCAGCUGAAAAUAGAUUACAAUCCAUUUGCCAAAGGCUUCCGGGAUGAUGGAUUGAAUAGUAAGCCCCAGAGAGAUGGAAAGCAAAAGAAUAGUUCUGACCAAGAAGGGAAUAGUGUUCCCAGUUCUCCUGGUCAUCGGAGUCGUCUUACAGAAGGUGAGGGGUCAGAGAUACCGCCAAGUGAUCUGGAUCCUAUAUUGAUGAGAAGUCAUGAAACAUCAGGCAGCGAUUUGGAAAAACCAUCCCUUAAUAUAAAACAAGAUUUUCUUGGUCUUAUGGAUACUGAUUCAGCACUUGGUGAAGUCUCUCAGUUGAAACAAGAGGGUUCUGAAAGUCUUGUUGCCAACAAUUUUGAAGACAGCUCCCAUGUAGCCUCACCACUAGACCCAAGUGGACCCAUCAAUGUUGUCAUUAAAGAGGAACCUCUAGAUGAUUAUGACUAUGAACUUGGUGAGUGCCCAGAAGGUGUUACUGUCAAACAGGAAGAGACAGAUGAGGAAACGGAUGUAUACUCAAACAGUGAUGAUGAUCCCAUACUAGAGAAACAGCUAAAGAGGCACAGUAAAGUUGAUAACGUAGAAGCUGACCAUCCGUCUUCUAAAUGGCUACCAAGCAGCCCAUCAGGUGUUGCUAAAGCUAAAAUGUUCAAAUUAGACACUGGAAAGAUGCCAGUAGUCUACCUGGAGCCUUGUGCUGUCACAAAAAGCACAGUGAAGAUUUCUGAGCUGCCUGAUAACAUGCUUUCCACAUCUCGGAAGGAUAAGUCUUCCGUGUUGGCAGAAUUAGACUAUUUCCCUACAUACAUUGAAAAUUCCAUUGAGACUGGUUUCUGCUUAGGCAAGGAAUCAGAAAAUGGUCUUAGAAAGUAUUCACCGGAUUUCAGAGUGAUAGAAAAAUACCCCUUAUUUAAAGAGCCUCAGUGGAAAUACCCUGAUAUAUCUGACAGCAUUAGCACGGAAGGAACAUAUGAUAAUAGUUCAAAGAGUUCAUCUGCGGAUUCAUUUUCAGGAAAAGAGGACUUGGGCAGAAAGAGAACAACAUUGAUUAAGAUUGCAACAGCCCCAAAGGCUGUGAAUGUUAGUCAGAAUACCUCUCCAAAUAUCUCUGGGAAGAGAGGGAGGCCACGGAAAUUGAAACUCUCUAAGGCAGGGCGACCACCUAAAAACACUGGGAAGUCUUUAACUUCUACAAAGAAUACUCCUGUGGGCCAUGGAAGUACCUUUCCAGAUGUGAAGCCUGAUCUGGAAGAUGUGGAUGGUGUUCUGUUUGUUUCUUUUGACUCGAAGGAAGCUCUGGACAUUCAUGCAGUUGAUGGGACAACAGAAGAACCCUCUAGUCUUCAGGCAUCAACCACAAAUGAUUCAGGUUGCAGAGCAAGAAUUUCCCAGUUGGAAAAGGAUUUGAUAGAAGAUUUGAAGUCUUUGCGUCAUAAGCAGGUGAUACAUCCUGGUCUUCAAGAAGUGGGUUUAAAGUUGAAUUCAGUGGAUCCAACAGUGAGCAUUGAUCUUAAAUACUUGGGAGUACAGCUACCUUUGGCUCCAGCUACUAGCUUUCCUUUCUGGAACCUUACAGGAACCAACCCUGCCUCUCCUGAUGCUGGAUUUCCCUUUGUUUCUAGGACAGGGAAGACCAAUGACUUCACCAAAAUCAAAGGAUGGAGGGGGAAGUUUCAUAGUGCUUCUGCAUCUAGGAACGAAGGGGGCAAUUCAGAAAGUUCACUGAAAAACCGUUCUGCUUUCUGUAGUGACAAGCUAGAUGAAUACUUGGAAAAUGAAGGCAAGCUGAUGGAAACAAGCAUGGGUUUCUCUUCUAAUGCUCCCACAUCUCCUGUGGUAUAUCAGCUUCCCACCAAGAGUACCAGCUAUGUACGAACACUUGAUAGUGUACUGAAGAAGCAAUCUACCAUUUCCCCUUCUACCUCUUUCUCUUUGAAACCUCAUUCUAUACCCCCUCCCUCUCGAAAGGUGAAGUCUCAAAACAAACAGGCAAAUUUUAGUGGCCGAACUAAAUCAUCUUAUAAAUCCAUCUUACCAUAUCCUGUUUCACCAAAGCAGAAACACUCCCAUAUGAUUCCAGCAGAUAGGGUUACCAAGACUUCCGCCAGCUCCAUUUUAGAAAACCAAGUGAAUAACUUUGUUGUGUCAACUUCAGAGGAGAAUGCUUUUCCGAAGCAGAUUAGUCUGCGGCAGGCACAUCAGCAGCAGCAGCAACAGUUCCAAGGAACUCGCCCUCCAGGCUUGUCUAAAUCUCAGGUGAAGCUAAUGGACCUGGAGGACUGUGCACUUUGGGAGGGAAAACCAAGGACUUACAUUACUGAAGAGCGAGCAGAUGUGUCCUUAACAACUCUGCUUACAGCUCAAGCAUCUCUCAAAACCAAACCUAUCCAUACAAUCAUAAGGAAACGCGCUCCUCCAUGCAACAAUGAUUUUUGUCGACUGGGUUGCGUAUGUUCCAGCCUAGCUUUGGAGAAACGCCAGCCUGCUCACUGCCGCAGACCAGACUGCAUGUUUGGCUGCACUUGUUUGAAAAGAAAAGUUGUGCUUGUUAAAGGGGGAUCAAAGACUAAGCAUUUGCAGAGGAAAGCUGCUCAUCGAGAUCCAGUAUUUUACGAUACUAUGGGAGAGGAGCCAAGAGAAGAAGGAGAGGAGGGAGUCAGGGAGGAAGAGGAACUAUUAAAAGAGAAAAAGAAGAGAAAGAAACUGGAAUAUACUAUAUGUGAAACAGAGCCUGAACAGCCCAUUCGACAGUACCCACUAUGGGUGAAAGUAGAAGGUGAAGUAGAUCCAGAGCCAGUUUAUAUUCCAACUCCCUCUGUCAUUGAGCCUAUGAAACCGUUGUUGUUGCCACAGCCAGAAGUUUUAUCUACUGUGAAGGGCAAACUGCUCACUGGAAUUAAACCUGCAAAGCCAUAUACUCCCAAACCCAAUCCUGUGAUUCGGGAAGAGGACAAGGAUCCAGUCUACUUGUACUUUGAAAGUAUGAUGACUUGUGCCCGAGUUCGAGUGUAUGAACGAAAAAAAGAAGAGCGGAGACAGCCUUCCCCAUCAUUUCAGCAGCAGAGCUCAUGCCAUUCUAGUUCUGAGGACUGUAGUACAAAAGAACCUGAUUCUGAACAACAGCCCUUGAAGCAAGUCACCUGUGACUUGGAGAAUGAUCCUGAUAAAUCACAAGAAAAGAGCUGGAAGUCUUCCUGCAAUGAAGGGGAAUCCUCUUCUACUUCCUACGUGCAUCAGAGGUCACCUGGUGGUCCCACCAAACUGAUAGAGAUCAUCUCAGACUGCAACUGGGAGGAGGAUCGGAACAAGAUUUUGAGCAUCUUAUCGCAGCACAUCAAUAGCAACAUGCCACAAUCACUUAAGGUGGGCAGCUUCAUCAUUGAAUUGGCUUCUCAGCGAAAGAGCCGGGGUGAGAAGAACCCUCCUGUUUAUUCUUCUCGUGUGAAAAUCUCUAUGCCAUCAUGUCAAGACCAAGAUGAUAUGGCUGAGAAAUCUGAAUCAGAGACUCCUGAUGGUCCAUUAUCCCCUGGGAAAAUGGAUGAUCUCACUUCUGUGCAGACAGAUGCCUUGGAUUCAGUGAGGGAAAGAUUGCAUGGAGGCAAAGGUCUGCCUUUUUAUGCAGGGCUUUCUCCUGCAGGGAAGCUUGUGGCCUAUAAACGUAAACCCAGUUCAAGCACAUCUGGGCUUAUCCAGGUAGCAUCCAAUGCCAACGUGGCUGCAUCCAGGAAACCACGUACCCUGUUGCCUUCAACAUCCAAUUCCAAAACGACAUCCUCCUCCAGCACUACAUCAAAUCGCCCUGGGAAGAAUCUGAAGGCAUUUGUCCCAGCAAAAAGGCCCAUUGCGGCUCGACCCUCUCCUGGUGGUGUGUUCACACAGUUUGUGAUGAGUAAAGUUGGAGCCCUGCAGCAGAAGAUACCUGGAGUUAGCACACCCCAACCCCUGACAGGGCCACAGAAGUUCAGUAUCAGACCUUCUCCAGUAAUGGUCGUCACACCUGUGGUUUCUUCUGAGCCAGUUCAGGUGUGCAGCCCUGUGGCUGCUGCUGUCACUACUACCACCCCUCAAAUGUUUUUAGAAAAUGUUACUUCUGUGACACCUAUGACUGCUAUAUCUGACAUGGGAACUAAAGAAACUCCUCAUUCUUCUGGUGCCACCACUGCAGGGGCUGUUGAGGUCUCUGAAACUAAUACCAGCACCCCUGUAAUACCUACCCAAUCCACAGCCACUGUGGACCUUACCAAAACUACUGGGAUAACUACCCCUGUGGCUUCAAUUGCUUUUCCUAAAUCUUUGGUAGCAUCUUCUCCAACCAUAACUCUUCCUGUUGCUUCCACUGCCUCCACCUCCAUAGUCGUGGUGACAACAGCUGCAUCUUCCUCCAUGGUGACCACACCAACUUCAUCUCUGGGCUCUGUUCCUAUUAUACUCUCGGGAAUUAAUGGGAGUCCACCAGUGAGCCAGAGACCAGAAAAUGCCCCUCCGAUUCCAGUGGCUACUCCACAGGUCUCUCCUAACACAGUGAAACGUACUGGACCUCGACUGUUGUUGAUUCCAGUGCAGCAGGGCUCGCCUACUCUCAGACCUGUCCCGAACACACAACCUCAGGGACAUCGGAUGGUCUUGCAGCCUGUUAAGAGCCCAAGUGGAAUGAACCUGUUCAGGCAUCCUAAUGGUCAAAUUGUCCAACUCCUCCCUUUGCAUCAGUUUCGAGGCUCUAAUACCCAGCCCAACUUACAGCCUGUCAUGUUUCGGAAUCCAGGGUCUGUGAUGGGAAUCCGAUUACCUGCUCCUUCUAAACCUUCUGAGACGCCACCAUCUUCUGCUUCAUCCUCUGCUUUUUCUGUCGUUAACCCUGUAAUUCAGGCUGUUGGGUCUUCUCCGGCAGUGAAUGUCAUCACUCAGGCACCGUCAUUGCUUUCCUCUGGAUCUAAUUUUGUGUCUCAGGCUGGUACUUUGACCCUGAGGAUUUCUCCUCCUGAACCACAAAGCUUUGCAAAUAAAACAGGCUCUGAAACCAAAAUAACCUAUAGCUCAGGAGGGCAGCCUAUUGGUACAGCCAGUCUUAUUCCUCUCCAGUCUGGUAGUUUUGCCUUGUUGCAGCUCCCAGGACAAAAGCCUGUUCCCAGCUCCAUUCUUCAACAUGUUGCUUCACUGCAGAUGAAGAGGGAAUCCCAGAAUACAGAUCAUAAAAAUGAACCAUGCUCUUUAAGAGAACAGGAAACUAAGAAGACUGUGAUAUCAGAAGGAGAUGCCAUAGACCCUGAGGCUAAUAAUAAUAAAAUCAACCAAAACUCAGAAACUCCUGCUUCAGAAGAAACCCUAAAUGAUUCAUUGGAAGACAGGGGUGAUAAUUUUGAUGAUGAAUCUGUUACAGAAGAUCCUACAACUGCCACACCUUCCAAACAUUCCUGUAUUAUUGGGUCACACCCAGAGGACUAUAAAGAUGUAAGUGAAGAGUGUGGGCCUAGGAGUCAUAAUAGUUCCAAAGAAAAACGGACUGUUCUAGAAGUUAAGACCAUUUCUGGAAAAGCCAGUAAUAAGAUAGUCCAAAGUGAAAGUAAUAUACAGUUUAAAAAACUUGGUGAUAUGAAAGUGGAACAGCAGAACAUACUAGACAAUCUAGAGGAAAAAUCAAGUGAAUUUCCAGUUAUCUCUAAGGAAGAAUGUAAACUUGAGUUAUCAGGGAGCAAAGUUGUGGCACAGCAGUUUAAUCCACAGCCAGAGGCCAAGGACAAGGGAUGUGGAAACUCUGUGGUAAAGGACAAUACUAGAGAGAAAUGGAGGAAACACCUGAAAGGCCCUUUGACCCGGAAGUGUGUUGGAACUUCCCAAGAGUGUAAGAAAGAGGUAGAUGACCAGUUAAUUAAAGAAAUAAAAACGUGUCAGGAAAAUUCAAAUGUGUUUCAGCAAGAACAAGGCAUCUCUGAUUUACUUGGGAAAAAUGGAACUUCUGAGGAUUCCAGAGAUUUAAAAACUGAAUGUGAUUCUUGGAGUAGGAUUUCUAAUCCUGCAGCCUUUUCCCUUGUUCCGAGGAAAGCUACAAAAGGCAGCAGAGGAGAUGGACAUUUUCAGAGUCACUUUCUGCUACCAGGAGAGCAGAUACAACCAAAGCAAGAGAAGAAGGUUGGGAGAAGCAGAACUGACUUCACUGUUUUGAAUUUGGAGGAGGAGGAAGAGGAAGAUGAGAAUGAGAAAACUGAUGAUUCUAUUGAUGAGAUUGUGGAUGUAGUUUCCGACUACCAGAGUGAGGAGGUUGAUGAUGUAGAAAAGAAUAAUUGUGUAGAAUAUCUUGAGGAUGAUGAAGAACAAGUGGACAUUGAAACUGUGGAAGAGCUCUCAGAGGAAAUUAAUGUCCACAUGAAGACCCCAGCUGCCCAUAUGAUUUCUUCCAAACAGUUGUACCAUACCCAUAUCUCUGCAGAUGAGAAAACUGCUGAAAGGAGUCGAAAGGCUCCACCAGUUCCUCUAAAACUGAAGCCUGAUUACUGGAAUGAAAAAUUGCAAAAAGAAGCAGAAGCUUUUGCUUAUUAUCGCCGGACACAUACUGCCAAUGAGCGGAGGCGGCGUGGUGAAAUGAGGGAUCUCUUUGAGAAAUUGAAGGUCACAUUGGGAUUACUUCAUUCUUCAAAGGUUUCCAAAAGUCUCAUUCUCACUCGGGCAUUCAGUGAAAUUCAGGGACUAACAGAUCAGGCAGACAAGUUGAUAGGACAGAAAAACCUUCUGACUCGAAAACGGAAUAUUUUGAUACGUAAAGUAUCGUCUCUUUCAGGUAAGACAGAAGAAGUGGUUCUGAAGAAGCUAGAGUACAUAUAUGCCAAACAACAAGCAGUAGAGGCCCAGAAAAGAAAAAAGAAGAUGGGAUCAGAUGAAUUUGAUGUAUCUCCUAGAACUAACAAACAACAGGAAGGAUCUUCUACAUCAUCUGUAGAUCUCGGACAGAUGUAUAUAAAUAACAGGAGGGGCAAACCUUUGAUUCUUUCCAGAAAAAGAGACCAAGCCACAGAAAAUACCUCACCCUCUAACACUCCACAUACUUCUGCGAACCUCGUGUUGACUCCACAAGGGCAGCUGCUCACCUUAAAAGGUCCCCUGUUCUCAGGACCAGUAGUAACUGUUUCUCCUGCUCUCUUAGAAGCCAGUUUGAAGCCUCAAGUUGCCAGCAGUGCUGUGGCUCAGUCAGAAAAUGAUGACUUAUUUAUGAUGCCAAGAAUUGUUAAUGUAACAUCGUUGGCCACAGAGGAAGGGUUAGUAGAUAUGAGUGGCAGCAGAUAUCCUCAUGAAGUUUCUGACAGCAAGCCACCUGACCAUCUGAAAGAUACCAUCAGAAGUGAAAAUAACUCCUUUGAAGAUUCAAGUAGACUCUCUUCUAGAGGCAGCCAUAGAGAUGGCAGAAUGACACUGAGUCCAACACAGGUUUUUCUGGCAAAUAAAGAGUCUGGUUUUCCACAAAUAAUUGAUGUUUCCAGUAUUCAGGAAGCACCAGAGCUUUUACCUAAAAAGAUUUCUGGUGAUACAACAAGAGGGAUCCAAUAUAAAUGGAAAGAGAAUGAAUCAAGAGGGGAGAGACUGAAGCCAAAAGAAUCUCCGUUUCAUAAAUUAAAGAUGAAAGAUCUCAAGGACUCAAGCAUAGAGCUGGAACUGAGAAAGGUAGCAUCUGCUAUUGAGGAAGCAGCACUGGAUCCCAGUGAAGUGCUCACUAACAUAGAAGAUGAGGAUGACACUGAUGAGACACUGACUUCACUGCUCAAUGAGAUUGCCUUUCUUAAUCAACAACUCAAUGAUGACUCUGUUGGCCUGGCUGAACUGCCCAGCCCUAGGGGUACAGAGUUCCCAGGGGAUGUGCGACGGGCUUUUAUCAGUAAGCUUCCCCCUGGAAACAGAGGAACUUUCCAAGUUGACCACUUGGGAACUGGUUUGAAAGAGUUGCCUGAUGUGCAAGGUGGGAGCGACCCCAUCAGUCCACUCCUUUUGCACUUGGAAGAUGAUGACCUUUCAGAGAAUGAAAAACCGCUUGCAGAACCAGCCUCUGAGACAGAUGUACUUAAGAUUGUUAUUGACCCCGAGGUAAAGGAGUCCCACCUUUCCCACAAGAAAGCCAGUGAAGGAGGGAAGAAUAUAUCUAGCCUCCCUGCAGAGCCUGAAAGUGUGUCCUCACCUCCCAUCCUACACAUGAAGACUGGCCUGGAGAACAGCAGCUCAGAUACUUUGUGGAGGCCUAUGCCAAAGUUGGCACCUCUAGGUUUAAAAGUAGCUAAUCCUUCCAGUGAUGCAGAUAGUCAGAGUCUCAAGGUAAUGCCUUGUUUAGCACCUGUGGCUGCCAAAAUUGGGUCAGUUGGACACAAAACGAACUUAACAGGGAAUGACCAGGAAGGCCGGGAGAGCAAAGUGAUGCCCACGCUGGCACCUAUUGUGGCGAAAUUGGGCAACUCUGGGACCUCACCAAGUUCUACAGGGAUAUGAACUUACUUGUCCUCAGGCAGAAGCCAGGCUGUGAGGGGAAAUUGAAUCUCACCUCCUUUCUCUGUAGGCAUCUGUUUGUGUCAUGGAACUAUGAUCCUUGGCUUUCAAGAUGCAGUAAUGGAGAAAGGGGGUAGGGUGCUGACCCCAUUAUAAGAAAUUACUACUAUGAAAUUCUGAUCAUGUUAAAAUGUGUUACCUCACUUGUGGUGCUGGGUCCCCUCAUCCUCUCUAAGAAGAUGUGAUCCAUUACUGAACAUGAGGUGCCCCUCUUACCCAAGGAAUUGAUAACAAGACUCCCAGUCCAUACAGUGGUCCCUGUUUCUUCCCUCCUAGAAGAAAAGCUGCUUGAGACUUAGGAGUUGCUAUGAGCUGUAGCUGGUAGUAAAUGUGAAAUCCAAGGAAUGUUAUGUGCUUGUACAAAGGGAUCCAGAAAAGAUAGUAUUUUGGUUGGUGUUUCAAGCAUAGGGAGGAGAGAGAGAAUGGGUACCAUGAAAACCAAAGUGAAGGACUUGUGUCGUUCAGCAAAAUUUUUUCUUUUUAAUCCCACUUAGCUUCCAUUUUCUCACCAUUUCAAUCAGAAUUAUAAAUUCAAGUCUUUUGGUAAAAUAGGGAUGCUUUUAAUGUUUACCAUUAAGUUAUUUUGAGAUGUUUAAAAAAAAAAAAGUUCUCCCUUAUUGUCAAAACCCACAAAGUUUUUGAAAAGACUGUUUCAUAGUUCCAAGGAUUUCUACUUGGGAUAUUUAUUUUGGAGGUAGACAGAGAGCCCUGCCCCUUUCACAAAUUAUGUCACUUAAGAGAUAGCUCAAAUGACAGCAUUCCCUCUUCAGUCCAGAGACAGUGGCCAAAAAAAAAAAAAAAAAAGUGGAGCUGGAUGUUUCCCAAAUCAAACCAGUCUCCUGGUGCUUGAUGGUUUCAUUCACUAUUAACCUGCACAGGAUGUAAAGAAAAGAAAAGUCACAGUAGGCACUCUUUACCAGGGGAAUAAGGCAGUAUUUGAAUCACAAGAUAUAUUUUUUAUUAUCUGCUACCAUGGAUUCAAUGAUCUGUAGAGGUUUUUCACUCAUUAGCUGUCAGAGUAUGAAGGACUGACAGCCUGUAAAGAUAUUUAUAUUUUUGUAUAGUUGUUUUCAUAGAUUUCUCAAAGGCUGAAGUUUUCAACCUAGAAGAUGAGAUUUGUAUUGAGUAUAGAAAUGAUGUUUCCUAUCUAGUUUGUAAAUAAUCAUGGUGCACUUGAGGAGGGGUCUCUUGGAAACUCCUGGGGGCAAGAAUUGUUAUUCUGAAAAUGUAUAGACUGGGAUUUAGCUGCUGCAUUUUGCCUUUCUUAUAUAAUUAUAUUUUGGAAUGUAACCCCUGUUCUGUCUUCAUUGACAGGAUUUGCUUGUGUGUGAAACACUUAACACAAGAGCUUCCAGUGCCUGGGCUGUGCCUAGGUGAUGCUAUUUCUUCUACAUCCCCUGCCGCCUUUAUCCCAAAUCUACUCAGCAUAUCUUCAGACUUAGGUUGUGAGACCAACUUUGGUUAUGAUUUUAGCCAGUGAAUUACUACUUCCACGGUUGGUUCCCUGUUAACUUGAUAAUCAACAGAUUGAGAAGGAUAAGGAAAAUGCUUUCUCUGCAGAUUGCAGUGGGAGCAUAUUUUUUCUUGGUUUUGUGCUACUCAUCUUCCUAGAGCUGCUCUGAAGGUUACUGAAGAAGCUUGAAGUAGGUGUAGCACGCCCCUCAGCUUAUCAUUAUCCACCCACUUCUCUUUACCCAGCAGAUUUCAUCGAAUGCCUUAGCCAAGGAUUCCAGCUCCUUUCUCCCCUCCUAGUAAUUGUCCUUGGAGAUGCUAGUACGUUAAUCCAGGUAUAGCAGUUUCCCAUUAUAUCCUUGCUUGUCUCUUCCCCACAUUUCCUCCUGACUUCCCAAGGCUCUUGUGGCUUUUGAGGGUCAGCCAAGGAGUAGGCAAGUGAGCAAACAAUCCUCAGGAAAAGAAGGACCAUUUUAGCUUCUGAACAUGGUUUCCUUUUUUGAAAAAAAAAAUCUAUUGUUGACUGGAGGAUAUUUGGCUCUGUUUAUGAUAUACGAAGAUGGAAAUGAGAGAUGAUUCCAGGUGGUUAGGAAAAGCUGCAGAUUUUACUGCAAACCCCCAAGUUAGGGUGUUCUCAAGACCAUUUCAAAUUAGGAGUCUCAGGGUAGGUUUGAGGAAGGCUUAGUCUACAGAACAGUCCUGCAGUCUUGACAGAAAACAAAAAUCUCCAAAAAAUCCUACCCUUUAAUCUUCUCUAGGAGAAACUAAUCUAUGAAAAUUACAGGUGUGAUUAUGAAAAAUGUAGUUGAGUGAGAGAGGAGUUGAGGAAUCUAGAGGAAGUGGGCUCUCACCCUAACUCUAAGAAGCAUGAUCUCAGUAGACCAAUAAUUCGCCUUUUUAUACAUCUGUAAAUAAAUGGAAUGUUUUUAAGAAUAUAAUUGUCAAAUUUAGCUUUUUCUUUUAUAUAUUAAAUAUAUAUCUUUUCUUUUCUGCUUUUGAAAAAUGACUAUUUUUUUAGAAACCUGAGAACAGAAGAAAUGUGGCAGCUGAGAGGCGGAAUGUAUAAAUCUGAAAUAAAUCAAUUAAAAUAAUUAAAGC
Messenger RNA from Orycteropus afer afer, 11862 nucleotides. Lineage: Eukaryota; Metazoa; Chordata; Mammalia; Tubulidentata; Orycteropodidae. The record is from RefSeq and is a predicted model, not a curated record.